Messenger RNA from Rhodotorula toruloides NP11, 1392 nucleotides. RefSeq lists its product as uncharacterized. The record is from RefSeq and is a predicted model, not a curated record. NCBI's taxonomy places the organism in Eukaryota, Fungi, Basidiomycota, Microbotryomycetes, Sporidiobolales, Sporidiobolaceae. The transcript is spliced from 4 exons. The coding region runs from base 1 to 1392 and encodes 463 amino acids.
AUGGCUCAGCCGAUGAUGGCUGCGCCGCCGUAUACCCUUCCACUCCCUCCUCCCCCUCCAGCCCUCUCGAUUGUCGACUCGCUCCACCAAAGCCGCCAAACCCUCCUCCGCGACACCUUCACCCUCUUCCGCAGCGCGACUGGGCGUGCCCAGUCCCCUUCACCGUCGCAGACCCCUCACUCGCUCAAGCACUUCGCAACCUCGACCGUCUCGGUCGGCCCGCACGCCUUCUUCGAGACCAAGCUGUACCUCUGCGACUGGUCACCGUCGUCUGCGUCAACUCCGACGAUGCAGCAGGCGACGCUCAACCCGGCUGCGAUCACGCCUGCGCUCAUCGCCCGCCUGAACGCUGCGUCGCAGACGGACCCGGCACUGGCGGACAUCUUGCGCAAGGCGGCUUCGGGACAGGCUUCGUCGGACGAGUUGAGCGGACUCGCGAGGUUGAUCGAGCAGCUGAGGCAGGAGGACGAGGCGGCGACCGCUGCUGCAGCUGCACCCGCCCAACCAGCAGCAGGCAACUCGAACGGCUCUCCUCCCGCACCCGCGCACCCAAGUCUCGUCGUCGAGUUCCACGAGGUCCCGGGCGAGCAGUACCUCAUCCCGGCGCACUACCUCUACACGGCUCUCCCUCCACCGCCCGGCAUGCCCGCCAUUCCAGGGCGUCAAGACGUCCUCCUCUCCUUCUUCAUCUUCCCCGCCGAGCGAUUCCCGCCUCACUCGGCCAAGGGCAAGCACAGGGCGAUGUAUCAGCCCGUGACGGACUUUGAGGCGCCGGUGCCGGUGGAUGUCGUCGUCGAGCAUUGCACGGACUACGCGAGGGACUGCUUGUUCCGCGCUUCGAGGAAUGGACGGCCGAAGGAUAGCAAGCUCGAGGAUUGGUGGAGGCAGAUGAUCAACGCCGUUCCUCACCGCACUCACAUCCUCUACAUCCCGCCCACGCACUCCAUCGCCCCCUCACCCGCGCUCCAAGCUUCCCCACCGCCCGAAGAAGACUCCGCAGCCCUCUCGCGCACAGGCAGUAACCUCGGUACGCCUGGUGCGGCUGGGCUCGCGGGAACGAAGAGGGGCGGCACGCCGAAGGAGGCGUUGGGGCAGAAGAAGGCGAAGGUUGGGUCGGCGGGGAAGGCGGCGCCUGUCAAGCGAUGCGGAGCGCGCUCCAAGUCCUCAACCGCCAUCUCCACACCCGCCGGCGCCUCUCCCUCGCCCGGCCCUUCCUCGCUCGCCGGAUCCCCCGAACCAGCCUACCGCGCCCUCGGGGGCGGCAGGCGAGGCUCCUCGCGCGCCAAGAGCCGAGUCAAGAGUUAUGCGGAGGACGACGAUGACGAGUUUGAAAGGGAGAUGCGGAGUUUGGAGAAGAAGGCCAGGAGGGGGAGUGUCAAGGAGGAGGCGUAG